GUUUUAGGCUAUUGACAUUCCAAAAUUUUAUACCAGUAGGGUAGUAAAAUAAAUUUGUUGUUUCUUGCAGCCAACGCGAGAGUAAAUUUAAGUCCAUAAUUUGUAACGGAUUAACGCGGUCUGUUCGUAAUCACACCCGCGAAUGCCUAGAUUAUGCGGAGUUUUGAGUCGUACGUCAAGGUUUUCCAGCUAAAACUAAGUAAUUAUGACAAGCAUCCUUGGGAACAUAGUGUUGAGCAACGAAUUUUGCAAGGAAUAGAUCAACAUUCUGCUCAUGAUGGAAAAGCACGGGCUGGUCUUAUCGAUGUCGAUGUAGUACGGGGUUCAGUUUUUAACAAAGGUAAACCUAGGCAUGGAUGGAUGUCAGCUAUACGUUUGGGUUUGCUUCGUGUAGCGUUUGCUCCGUUUUUCUGGAAUUAUUGGCGUGGGCAUACAUCGUUUCGUGUUGCUGUCUAUAUCAUGGUUCACUUUUUUCUACAAUUUCUACAAGUCGUAUUUUUUCUUCUAACGGAUCCACGAACUAGCAAUAGUUCACAGGAUGAUGUUCUUCUCCCUUGUUUAUUGGCUGUAUGCCUGGGUAUUCUUCAUGCACAUAUAACCGCCCCGCAUGGGAAGACUAGUUUAUAUUCAUCUGUAAAGGAUGGUCCAUUAUCCGCUCAGUCUUUCAAGGAUACGGCUGAUCAGGUUCACAAUUUAAAUGCAAACUUUUACCACCACUGUCCAGAUAACUUACAGACUAAUAAACAUGGGAGUACACAGAAUAAUUUGAAAAGACCUAAUGAAUAUAAUCGGCAUCCUACGCAUUCAUCAACUUCAGAAAGUCGACAGCAUUUAAAUAAUAUCUACUCGGCAAAUCAUCAUUUGAGCAGUUCUCCACUUCAUAACCAAGAGAAUGUAGAUAAUAAUUCAGAGCAUCCAGAUAUCUAUGAGAACAACUGUUCUGAAUAUUACAACCCUUCAGAUUUAGUAUGCAGAGAUUAUGGAAAGUCACAAAGAAAUAUACACUGGAAAUCCGGUGAUCCAGAGUUUCGAAAAAUUUUAACUUCAUCCCAUAAAUCCUAUUCAGCUCAUCCUAACAGUGAUUAUCAUGGUGAAUUUUCCACUAUUUACAGACAAAGUGGUAAUAAUCAAUGCGAAUUAAAUGAAUCUGAUAUAACUCACGAAACAGAGGGUCCUCAGUCUCCACUAACUUUGGAAGAAGAAUGUGGAAGAAGUAAACUUCUUCAUAGUUCUCAGAUAUUAGAGCAUAGACCAAGACUGGUUCGUAGGCGCAGACGCCAAAAUAGCUAUAGUUCAAAGCAUGGGAAUUCAAGUCGUGGACACGAUGCGGAUGUGGAGGAAAGUGAAGCUGAAUCAGAAACUGUUCCGGUUAAAAAGAACACUGAUUUAGUUGGUUUUGAUGACCAAGGUGUUCCAUUUGAAACAGUCAAUGACGCUCACCCUGACUCACGUUCUCAGUCAUACUUCAAGGAUAAUGUCCACCAUGUGAUGAACUCUAACCACCAGUUAACAUCACAAUUAAAAAAGCCGUCUAAACGUGUAUCGAAAAAGGAGGAUUCAUCUGAAUUUCAACAAGAUUCUUCAAAUCAACUUGCAGGAAAUCUUGGUGCAAACAUUUCAGUCAAUACAGAAUCCUCCUGUGAGGUGGUACCUAUUCACGAUUCCAUUAUACCCUUAAAAGGUGAUCAAUUAUCCAAAUCUUCGAAUGUACAUCCUCAUCUAUCACAUCUUUCCUCUCUGAGUAGUUCAAUUGAUUCUUUUACUGAAUCAACUUGUUUUUCAUUCAAACGUUCUCUAUCAUACGAUUGUUUAACGAAACGACAACAGAAUUUAAGUUAUACAGAUACAGAUGCACCAAACAACAAUAAUAUGUUAAGGAAUUCAUUUUCUGAAGCAGUAUUAGGUCGUUCGAAUUUAUCUGAAUUUUUCCGCAAACAACUAUGUGAUAUGAAUGAAGAAAAAGGCUCAGAGUACCCAUCGAAUUUAUCGCUAAAGGAAAAACAACAUUUUCAGUGCACUUAUGAUACUAAGGGCGAGGUUGGCGCGGUGUAUAAUAUGCCUGAAGUCAGUCAACAGGAACAACCAACUACUGAGAAUACUUCAUACCGCAAGAUAUCAUUAUCCUCACACUCUUCAGCAGGUACCGAAUCAUCUACUAAUUCUGCUCGAUCUUUUAAUUCCUUAAGAAAGUAUCCAAAACGAAGUGGUCAUAUCUUCGAAUUGGAAUCCGUACAUGAUAUUGGUGCAGAAUUGACAGCUAAUCCGAAAUGCGUUGACAGCCUGUUAGACAGGAAAAUGCAUUCCAGUUAUAAUGAUAUUCUUAAAUCAAUUGAUGUAAACAAAAAAUUUGCAGUCCAACAGGAUGAUCGGUUCAAGGAUCUUGAGAAGUUAGACGAGUUUGAUAAGAAACACGGGGUGGAUUUUGAAAGCCGUGAUCGUCCAGAAUUUAAAAAUAAAUCUUAUGAAUUUAUCAAUAAGGAUGAUACUAUUACUGUAUACAAUAGACAAAGGGCUAAAUAUUUACGAUUAUUCUUACAACGUGCUUGUCAUUCACAACAUCAACAACAACAACACCAACAAUUACAACAAGCACGCUUGAUGCUACCUCCUGAACAAACAGAUACCGAUAUGAUGGAAUCGGAGACAGUACUGCUCAAUAAUAAACGAUCAUUAACAAAUAAUAAACAUUCAAAUAAAUAUACCUCUACAUAUACAAACGGUGAUGUGAAUUUCAAGUCAUCUAAUCAUCGUAUCUCUUCGUUAACAUUCACUAAUAAAAGUUGUUUAAAGUCAUCUUCACAGAAAGUGUUUUACAAUUGCUAUGAAGCUAAUUCUUCCUCUGGAAAUGUUAAUAAUCGAGUAACAACCACUACGGAUAUUUCCAAUUCACAAAGUUCAACAGUUCAUGAAUCUAGACGAAAUAUGAAUCGGUUCAUGGAUCCGAUUACUGGUUUCGUUCAUGACACAUAUUCUCAUUCACAUUAUUUUACAAAAGGUGAACAACACGAUACCAAUAUGAACACACGAGGUCAAACAGCCUCAGAAACUGAAUAUUUUGAUCGUAUCAAUAGCGAUUUGGGAAGUGAUGUGGACUCUUCCUCUUGUCCGGAUGAAGUAGAAGCUCCAUCACCACCCACGUGUGGAAACGAAUUGCCUAAUUGGCAAAAUUCAAAUGCUAGAUCUGAUGUAAAUCUCGAUCCUAUACAAGGAAUUCCAAAAAGUGAUAAAACUCAAGUAUCAAGAAGAUCUUCUUAUAGUUGUCGCAAUAGAAAACACUAUUGUCCGAAAUGUCGUUCUCGUCCCAAUGUCUCGGUAUCAUCAAACACUGAUUCUGGUCCACUUAAUAGUGUCGAGGAAUUUAAUAAUGUCAAGAACAGCAAUGAUGGUAAAUCACUUGAAUCCGAAGAACUACCAUCGAAACCAGUAAGCAUUCCUACACAAGGCGACAAAAUUAUGUCGAAUAUAAAUGAAGAAAUAUUGCAUUCGGCGGUUACAUUUGAGCAAAAGGAUCAGCACUUGGAGGAUGAAGUAACUAAGGAAAAUUUGAGAAAUAUUCUUCUUAAAACUCAUUUGAAUAGAGAUUCAUAUGCUUAUGAUAAUCUGAAAUCUGCCAAGGAUGACACUGUUCGUUGUUAUAUGUGGGCUGGAGAGAAGUUGUCAAAAUUCAAUCUAACCAUGUUGGAUAUUGGAAAGAAUGUAAUCUAUGCUGUUGAACGACAAAAUGUUUCUUCGGAUUACAUAAUGCUUGCUUGUAUUGCUACAUUUCUAUUGCCUUUUGUAGCUGUCAUAUUUCACUCGACUAAUUCAACAAACAAUUCUGAUCACUUGAUAAUUAAUCCAUCGAAUGUACAAAAUAAUGAUGGUCAAUUUCUAUCAUCGUUUAUAACAGGAGAUAAUAUAUUAUUUCUUGAAAAUAAUAAUUCUUUAAAUCAAACAUUAUUUACACAUUUAUUUACUUCUAAUAAUUCUAUUUUUGGAAAUACUGUUAUCGGAUUGUAUAUACGUGCUAUAUUAAGCAUUUUCAAUCAUUUAUUUUCUUCUGUUCUACUAAAAAUGUACAAUUUAUUAAUUGGUGCUGAUGUACAAUCUUUUAAUUGUUCUCAACCUUAUUGUAUAAUAUUUUGGAAUAUUGUAACUGGACAAUUCUUUAUUAAUUGGUUCUCUAAACCAGAUAUACAAGGACGUUUGGUUAUCUUAAUUGGAUUCAUAUUAAGAUUCAAUGUGUAUGGUACGGUAUUCUUCCUAUUAUGCAUUGCUGAACGCACUUUUCAAGAGCGUUUACUUUACGCGAAAUACUUUUUCUCCUUAACAUCUGGACGUCGUGCUCUAAAAUAUCGAGUACCACAGUUUCGUCUGAAUAAAAUUGGUCAUAUAAAGUGUUGGUUAAUGCUUCGAUCGUAUUUAAAGAAGCGUGGUCCACAACGAUCAGUUGAAAUUAUCAUGGCAACUGCAUUUUAUAUUGUCUUCACACUGGGUCUCAGUUUAUGUGCCCAACUUCUUUCAAAAAGUCGUGGAAGUGUUUUUCUUCAAUUAACUAAUUGGGAUAUCUUGGGUCUUACUUUUGGCAUCGUCAUCUUUCUCUAUCGUUUCAUUCUUCUUGGUACAAAAAUCACAAAGAAAUACCGUAACUUUUCUGUACUUAUAACUGAACAAAUCAAUCUCUAUUUGAGUAUGGAAAGUAAACCGCAUAAAAAGGAAGAUUUAAUGCUUACAUUUCAAGUUCUACGCUUAGUUGAAAGUUUAUUAAAAGAAGUGGAUGGCCCAUUCCGUGUUUGUGGUUGGACAUUGAAUCCUUUAGUCUAUAAUAUAUUUAAAUUAGUUCUACUUUCAUGUGUAUCUACCCUGUUAUCAGAAUCAUUGGGUUUCAAACUGAAGUUAUACAAAUUAAAGUUGAAUCCAUCCAACUGGUAAAAUGGAAAGUAGACGAAGAAGAAGAAAACGAAACAGAGAAAAACUCAACGAAUUAUGUUUGCUUAUCUUUUUUGUAGAAAAAAAAAUUGAAAAAUAAAUAUCUAUCUAGCUAUCUUCAUUUUAGUUAUUUAUUUAUUUAUUUUAUGUGAAUACAAUAAACGUGUUUUUAGUUUCGUACAGUGAAUGAACAUGCAACAUGUAGACUCUGUAUUUGUGAAUUAGUUAAUUAAUCAGUUAAUUAAUUAGUCAAUCAAUGAAUCGGUUAUUUAUUAUUAUUAUUUAUUUCUACUUCUGAUCUUUUCUUUGUUAUCUCUCUCUCUCUCGUGAACAUAACUCAAAUCAUUUAGAGAGAGAGAGGAGGGGAGGACAAUCAUUUGAAAAUACAACGAUCAACUUCCGGUUUUUUGAUUUCUUUCACAGUAUACCACAUCUGUAUAACAAUGUUUCAUGUUGUUUACACACUUGGCAGGAUAUACAUGCACAGUAUGAAUUUUUCUGUUUUUUUUAAAAAAAAAAACUAUUUCCAAUGUCAGUAUUUGUCCAUUACUUAAUAAAUAAUCUUUAUUUAUCUUAUGAUUAGUUGUCACAUUAGUGUCAUUUCUGAUGAGAACGCCAUGCUGCACUCAAACUAUCUAGUUAUUCCUUUCUUAACAUUGUGUUCAGAUGAUGCUCUAUUCUACGUGUUUGUGUGUGUGUGUGUGCAGCAGGGUUCUGGGGGGGGAUUAACACACAUUCAUUUUUCAUUAUUUAUUCCUCUCUGACAAAAAAAAUGUGAUAUAACUGUAAAAAAAUAGAAUAUUAGUAAUACGUUUCUAUACGAUUCUAAUUUUUAUUUAAAGGCUUAUAUCGUUGUUGUAAAAGGUAUUGAUCAUUUUGAGCUUGAUUUCCACCUUGAGUUUGUUUCUGAGAGUUGAAGAAAGCAGAAUUUCUCAUCCUCAACAUACAUAAUAUAUAAUAUAUUCAUUGUAAAACUUUGUCAUCCACCUUACACCUCCUCGUCGCCGCCCGCCUUCCAUUCAUUUGUCGAAAAUGUCAUAGAAGACUGUAAUUCUAGUCAUGAAGAACUUUUUACCCUCUUCUUCGUCUUCAUACAACUUCUUUAUGCCUUUUUUUCCUGUGUCUAUACUUCCACUAAUUAAUAAUACACGUAGACAGUUGAUUUGUCUGUGUUAUCAUCAACAACAACAACAUUAUUAUUAUUAUUAUUGUUAUUAUCAGCUUCGAAUAAAUAAAUGUCUUUUAGAAUAAAGAAUAAUACUAGUUAGCGCUGUAUUUAAAAAAAUAAAUACAAUUGCUCUAGCUAAUUCUUUUGUUUUGAUUUCUUUUUUCUUUGUAAAAUUACAUUUCAUUUUGUGUACAAAAUACAACGAAAUUAGUUUCUGUUAAAUUUUUUUUUCUGAUUCACAUAUAAUCACGAAAUAAAGUUCGCUU
Molecule: messenger RNA, 6342 nt
Organism: Trichobilharzia szidati
Lineage: Eukaryota; Metazoa; Platyhelminthes; Trematoda; Strigeidida; Schistosomatidae
Source: the annotation of a GenBank genome assembly